CCGUCAAUUAAAAUCCACAUUAGGACAGCCGGAUUUCUCUCAGUUUUUCAUUGAUCUGGUCUUCUAGCUCUUUGGCCUUCAGUAUUCGUCAGUUAUUGCUGGAAUGGCCAUGAAAAGAAGAAGAACGCCAACUCAAAUGAGCAACACUGAUGCGAAAAUUCAAGUAUCUGGUCCCUGUAUAAGUGAUCUUCCAAGGACAAUCUUUGUUGAUAUUCUGCUAAAACUAUCUACCAAGAGCAUUAUUUUUUGCAAAUGUGUGUGCAAGACUUGGCACAUUAUAAUUUCGGAUCCUCAGUUUGCUAAGCUCCACUUGGCGCAAGCAAAGGCCUUUCCAUUGAUUCGAGACCAGCAUUAUCGCCGCAUUUCUAGAGCUCUUUACUUGUUGGAACCUGUAGACAACGAGUGUAAUCGUUGUCGUUUCAACAUAAAGGUGAAAACCAAAUUAAAGAUUCCGGUGAGGAAUGCUCAAGUAAUGUUCAGUCAUGCAGCUGAUGAUGCCAGUGUGAUCUUUAACACCACAAACAGGGGAAAGAGGGAGCAUUUGUUUGAGUUGAAGUCAGGUAUGGAUCACACGUACUCUAUUGUGAAUUCAUGUAAUGGCUUACUUUGCUUGACUGAACCAGCAGGCAGGGGUUCAGUUGUUGUUUGCAACCCCGUCACUGGUGAGUUUAUAUAUCUUCCAGAGUCUUGUAAUUUUGGGACUGACACGAUUGAUAUUAGAGUCGGGUUGGGUUUCAGUCCAAAGAACAAUCAGUACAAGGUGAUAAGGAUGUUUAAUUGGUUGAUAAAGGAUCGAAUGGCAGGCUCUUUUGAGUGGAGCAAAUUUGAAAUGGUUGAGAUACACACGCUUGGGACUGAUUCAUGGAGAAGUCUUGAUAUCUCAGAACUUAAAAUAGACUUACUAACAUCCAUAACAUAUCUCAAUGGUGCUAUGCAUUGGCUUUAUUUUGAAAGAAAUGAUGAUAAGGAUUCCCGUCGUAUAGUCUCUUUUGAUUUGGAUAAGGAGCAGUUUGACUUCCACGAUGUUGCAUCACCAGCUUGUGCUCAUAGAAAAAGCUGUUAUUGGGAUAUGGCAGUUGUAGGAGGUUAUCUUUGUCUUUAUACCGUAGCUUCUGAUCAUUGUUGUACAUGGGUUAUGAAAGACUAUGGUGUCUGGGAAUCUUGGACGAAAUUGUUCGACAUAGAUAUUGCCAUUGAUCAAUUUGGGCGUAAUUUUUCCCUUUACCGGCCUCUAAUUCAGUUGAACAAUGGAGCUUUACUGAUUUUUGGUGAUUUUUACGGUAAAUUGAUUUACUUUGACCAAUUAGGAGGCCUAAGAUUCAAACGUCUCAAGUUUCGUGGCAUUGCAUCGAGAUUUGAAGCCAUUGCUCAUAUUCCAAGCUUCAUUUCACUCAAGGAUAUUGUGAAGAGGGGUAAUGUUGAGGUUCUCAAUGUCAAGUCAAGGUGUGGAGAGUUGAUACUUGUGGAAGAGUCCUAUCCUCUUUUGCUUGGAAGGUCAAUAAAUUAGACGUGUUCUGAUUCUCACUACUUUCUCAUCUUCCUUCCCUAUUAGAAUAUGAAAAUUUUGGCACUGGUGGCCGAUGUUUCAGAUUAUUUGGGACUCUUUCUGGAGAAGGAUUGGUGUUGCUUGGCUACCGAGUGGUUGUGGUUAGUGUACAGACGUUUUGGAAGCUUGUCUUGACACUAGAACUUGAAUACGUAACACUCUUUUAUUAGCUAUAUUUUUAUCUUUUGUGAAUGAAACGUUUAAGAAGUUUCAAGUAGCGUUCAUUUGGG
Morus notabilis is the source of this 1776-nucleotide messenger RNA. RefSeq names its product F-box/kelch-repeat protein At3g06240. The record is from RefSeq and is a predicted model, not a curated record. Bases 104 to 1507 code for a protein of 467 amino acids. The transcript is spliced from 3 exons. NCBI's taxonomy places the organism in Eukaryota, Viridiplantae, Streptophyta, Magnoliopsida, Rosales, Moraceae. Gene Ontology annotation, molecular function: protein binding.